GUAACUUGAAAUCCCCUGAAACUCUUUUUUUAACUCUACAUCUUUCCCCUUCCCCAAGUUUUUAAUAAAUUCCAGAGCCAUCUUUCCCAGUCUCCAAUCCAACUCCAAGAACCAGAUUACUACUUUAUUCCUUCGAUUUCUUUUUAUUUCAUUAUUCAUUGAGCUCUCCAAUUUUCUGUAGGUUUUUAGAAUCAGUUUUCCAAUUGUUGCAGAGCGAAGAUGAUGCUCAGAAUUCGAAGCAGAGACGGUCUCGAGCGAGUCACCGUAGACAACCCGCACAUCACAGUUGCUCAACUCAAAUCGCUAAUUCAGUCCCAGCUCCAAAUCCCUUUCCACAAUCAAACCCUCUCUACCAACCAAAACCUCCUUUUGGCCAAAACCCAUGACGAAAUUUCCCGCUUUACCGACAUGUCCGACCCAAAUACCCUUCUCUCCUCUCUCAAUCUGUCUCACGGGUCUAUUGUAUUCCUUUACUACGACGGCGAGCGAACUGUUGCUGGACCGCCUGUUAACCCUUCUGGGUCUUUCGGUCGCAAGAUGACCAUGGACGAUCUUAUUGCCAAGCAGAUGAGGAUCACACGCCAAGAAAAUCCACAUUGCGAAUUGGUCUCGUUCGAUCGCGAUUGCGCCAAUGUGUUUCAGCAUUAUGUGAAUGAAACGCUCGUUUUUGCGGUCAAACGUGGUGGGUUUAUGUAUGGAACGGUGUCGGAGGUGGGAAAAGUGGAGGUGGAUUUCAUAUAUGAGCCGCCUCAGCAAGGGACUGAAGAAAAUUUACUCCUUUUGAGAGACCCAGAUGAGGAAAAGUUGGUGGAAGCCAUUGCUGUUGGGUUGGGGAUGAGGAAAGUUGGGUUUAUAUUCACGCAGACCAUUAGUCAGGAUAAGAAAGAUUACACCUUGUCUAAUAGGGAAGUUCUUCAGGCUGCGGAGCUCCAUGCUGAGAGCGGAUUGAAGGAGUGGGUGACUGCUGUGGUGAAGUUGGAGGUGAAUGAAGAUGGUAAUGCUGAUGUGCAUUUUGAGGCGUUUCAGAUGAGUGAUAUGUGCAUUAGGUUGUUUAAGGAAGGUUGGUUUGAGACGGAGAUUGGUGAGGAUGUUGAUCCCAAGCUGUCAAAAAUGAAGAAAGAUGUUGUUGUUGGAGUCAAGGAUACCAGAGAAGUAGAUAAUGAUUUUUUCUUGGUGUUGGUCAAGAUUUUUGAUCACCAGGGCCCACUUUCAGCCACCUUUCCAAUUGAGAAUCGCAUCACCCCAGUUACAAUGAAGGCACUGAAAAACCAUCUUGACCGGGCAAAGAGUCUUCCAUUUGUGAAGCGAAUUUCAGAUUUUCAUUUGCUGCUGUUGCUGGCCAGGUUCUUAGAUCUGGGUUCAGAUGUUCAUGCUUUGGCGGAGUGUGUGCACACACAGACGCCUGUACCUGAAGGCUACCAGCUCUUAAUCGAGUCCAUGGCUAAUGCUGCUGCUUAAUGUUUCCCUUAAUAGCCAGCGACUCAACUUUACCUGUGGUCUUGAGCUAGAAAGUAAAAAUAAACAAAAAUGAGGCUUUUUUAAAUUGUAUAUUAUUUUUAUAUCAACUAUAUGAAUUAAAUUAUGUUAACAAUAUAUUUUAGUUAAGUUUAUUUUUCUUUCUUUGCUUUGAA
Ziziphus jujuba (common jujube) is the source of this 1631-nucleotide messenger RNA. RefSeq names its product NPL4-like protein 2. The coding region runs from base 220 to 1458 and encodes 412 amino acids. The record is from RefSeq and is a predicted model, not a curated record. Gene Ontology annotation, molecular function: ubiquitin protein ligase binding; ubiquitin binding. The transcript has 2 exons. Gene Ontology annotation, biological process: ubiquitin-dependent protein catabolic process. Gene Ontology annotation, cellular component: nucleus. NCBI's taxonomy places the organism in Eukaryota, Viridiplantae, Streptophyta, Magnoliopsida, Rosales, Rhamnaceae.